CCCGAUUUCCGACACUAGGCAUCAAAUUUUUUUCGAGUUCAGCUGACGUCUGUUCUGCACAACUAAACUCUCUCAAAAUGAUGAAAUUCGCAACUGCGUUGUGCCUUCUGGUCACCGUUACCGGUAUCCACGGGUCGAGUCUAUCUACGGUAAUGAAGGAGGAGUUGAAUGAGGUACUGACCCAAAUUGAGGAGUAUCAGACUGAGCUGGAAACCAUAAUAACAAAUAUGGAGGAAAGUAGCAAAUCAGCAAUCAGCUCGGCAAGCAGCACAAUAAAUGAGGUGGCUGCAGAGUAUCAAGCGGAUUACGAUUCCUUGGUUGAGAAUGUAUCUGGAGAUGUAAGCUCGUGCGAAACGGCGUUUUCGAGUGCGUCGAGCAAAGGUGAAUCAAUUUUGGCCAAUGCAACCACAUGCAUCAACAAGGUGGAGGCUCUGGCUCAAGCUGAUGCUAACACCUUCAAGGCCAAGCUCAACAAUGUGACGUCCAGUGUCAAGAACCUCUUGGAAGAAGUUUCUGACUGCGACGCUGACAGUAUCUUGACCUUCUGGUCUUGUGUCGCAACGAUCGACACGGAGAUGGUCUCUGACAUGAGCAAUUGGUCAACCAUCCUUUCUGACGCGUCUACUUUCCUGACAGAAACAACCGACUUUGCGGAUGAAUACUCACAGUGCAGCGAAACGGCCGGAGUGGCAACCUACGCGACUGACAUGAAGGCGGCGUACGAAACAGCAGAGGAAUGUGUAUCAGAAGUGACGUCGGAAUCUUAAGGAAUUCUUCAUCAGUGACACAAGUUGCAACGAUGUCAGGUCCAUCGUUCUGAAUGUAUCGGAAUUUGGCUAUAAAUAAAAAAUAAUAUCAUUGCA
Messenger RNA from Neodiprion fabricii, 863 nucleotides. RefSeq lists its product as uncharacterized. Gene Ontology annotation, cellular component: membrane. The transcript has 4 exons. The record is from RefSeq and is a predicted model, not a curated record. The coding region runs from base 78 to 767 and encodes 229 amino acids. Gene Ontology annotation, biological process: intracellular protein transport. Lineage: Eukaryota; Metazoa; Arthropoda; Insecta; Hymenoptera; Diprionidae.